ACUACUCUUGCUCAUGCUAUUAGCAGUUACCACCAGCAGCUCAGAUGAGAACUGUUGUGUUCCUGUUGUUAUCUCUGUGGGACACUUUUUUCUGCACACUGGAUUUGAUGAGCCACCAUGAAAAGGAGACUCUUUGGCCACGGAGGGCUUUGCAUUUUGGGAUGGUAAUGAUCCUGUACCGUGCCACUGUUUGGAAGAUUAACAAGGAGGGGCUGCUAGGUUGUUUCUCAACACUUGGAGUGUCAGAGGAGACCAUUUCUUACUUCCAGCGACAAUGGACCUGACUUUGUGGCAGUACCAGUUCAGGAUCAUCAUGCUGGGGGAUUCCACCGUGGGCAAAUCAUCUCUGCUGAAGCGCUACACCGAGGACUUGUUCCUGGACUCCAUCAACCAGACUGUGGGUGUUGACUUUUACGUUCACUUCCUGGAGGUGGAGCCAGGCGUCCGGGUCAAGCUGCAGUUCUGGGACACAGCUGGUCAGGAGAGGUUCAGAUCAGUGACCCGUUCCUACUACCGCAACUCGGUCGGAGGCCUGCUGGUGUUCGACAUCACCAGCCGGCCGUCCUUCGACCAUAUAAAGGAAUGGCACGACGAGGUGCGCGAGCGAGUGCAGCCGCAGAAGGUCCUGUUCGUCUUGGUGGGUCAGAAGAUCGACCGGGACGCUCACGGGGAGCGGGCGGUGAGCCGGGAAGAGGCCCAGAAACUGGCCGGACAGCUGGGGAUGCCCUACGUCGAGGCUUCCGCCAAGACGGGACAGAACGUGAGGGAGUCGUUCGAGCUGCUCACUCGACGGGUCUACCAGGGUCUGCUGAGCGGGGAAGUGAAACUGCAGGAGGGCUGGGACGGUGUCAAGUGUGUUUCCCCGCAGGCGCUGCAGCUGCAAAGAAACAGUGUGUCUAAGCCCAGCUCACCAACCAAUAACAGCAACAAGAAGUGCUGUGGGUAAACACCGGACUGACGUAUAAACCUAGGCUGCGGCUGGCAAGUUUGGAUUUACGGUGGCAAUAAGAUGGGUGACCAAUCUAGAAGACAUUCAAACUGUAUUUUUGCAUCUACACUGUACGGGAAGUCUUAAAAUAUCCAGAAUUGUGACUUAGUAUUGAAUCAAAACAGUGAUGGUUUUAGGAUGUAUUACAUUUGUUGAGUACAUCACCUGCAGGCUGACAUGUAUUAUGCCUUGCAAACUUAUUUGCAUUUUGUCAUAUCACUAUCCCAAACUGCAAUCUAUUUAAUUGGGCAUUAAUUCAGUGCAUAAUUUUAAUUGAGAGAAAAUGGAGAAGAAAAUCUGAAAAGUGUGACAUGCAUUAGUAUUCUGUUGUGAGUUUGCAGAACCACAUUUCGUCAAGCUCAGUCAGAUGGAUAGUGCUGGUAAACAGCAGUUUUUUCUUCAAACUCUCAGGUCUGGGCCAUUCUAACCCAUGAAUCUGCUUGGACAUAUAUAUGAAUAACCUUUGCUCUAAACCAGGCACAUCCAAACUGCUUCUUCUAACACCCCUCCCUCCCUCACUCCCUCCC
Fundulus heteroclitus (mummichog) is the source of this 1515-nucleotide messenger RNA. RefSeq names its product RAB42, member RAS oncogene family (gene rab42b). Gene Ontology annotation, molecular function: GTPase activity; GTP binding. The coding region runs from base 275 to 946 and encodes 223 amino acids. Lineage: Eukaryota; Metazoa; Chordata; Actinopteri; Cyprinodontiformes; Fundulidae. The transcript has 3 exons. The record is from RefSeq and is a predicted model, not a curated record.